AUGGGAGCGGAGCCGCACGCUAUCGCCGGCAGUAGCCUUGCGGCGAGCGCGUCCGUCGACGGCUACAACUCGGCGGACGAACACGAGGUCGCCGUCAGCGCGCCCGCUGAGACGAUCGAGGCAUUUGCGGCGCGGAUGGCAGCGACGCGCGGCCUGCAGCUGGUGCCGAUGCUGCGCGAUGGCAACUGUCUCUUCCGCGCGGUGGCGGACCGCGUCUACGGCGACCAUGCGAUGCACGACGUUGUGCGCCAGCAGACGCUCGAUCACGUUGCGGCGGAGAGCGCGCACUUUUCUCCAUACGUCGCGGAGGACAUCCACACGUACGUCGCUCGCAAGCGGCGCGACGGCGUGUACGGCAACCACGUCGAGCUGCAGGCGCUCUCGGAGCUCUACAACCGGCGGGUCGAGGCGGCGCUGCUCGCCACAGCCGCCGCGGACUCGGACGCCGCAGCCACCGAGGCCGCCAUCGAGGCGCAGGCUCCCGGCGGCGGCAGCGAGGCGGACUCGACCUGCUCGGCGCUGGUGGCGAUGGGGUUUGCAGCGGCGGCGGCGCGCGAGGCGGCGGCGCGUUUCGGCGCCGACCUCGACUCGGCGGUGGAGUAUCUGGCCGGCUAA
Messenger RNA from Emiliania huxleyi CCMP1516, 615 nucleotides. RefSeq lists its product as hypothetical. Bases 1 to 615 code for a protein of 204 amino acids. The record is from RefSeq and is a predicted model, not a curated record. Gene Ontology annotation, molecular function: protein binding; K63-linked deubiquitinase activity; cysteine-type deubiquitinase activity. Gene Ontology annotation, biological process: protein deubiquitination. The transcript is spliced from 3 exons. Lineage: Eukaryota; Haptophyta; Isochrysidales; Noelaerhabdaceae.